UAGUAUACGUUUGACAUGGCGCGUUCAAUAGAUUGGAAUGAUUUAAGUGUCGAUAAAAUGAUUCUCGGAUGGGGUAGCUAUGGUGAUGUAUACGAAGCAACUUGGAACUCAAUAGAUGGCCCACAGAAAAUCGCGAUUAAAAAAUUUAGACCCUUCAUAAAAGACCUCACAAUUGAAAAAGAAUUCGGUUUGUUAUCGUUAGCCAACCAUGAUAAUAUUGUAAGGUUUUUGGGUAUCACAAAAGAUGGGGAUAAUAGAACGGUUAUGGUCAUGGAAUACGCAGAAUGCGGUUCACUUUAUAACAUGCUGCAUAAUAAUGGAAUAAGCUUGGCAUAUACACGAAGGAAUGGAGUUGGCUGGAUGCUUCAAUGCGCCAAGGGUGUUGAAUACCUUCAUAAAUUUAGUCCGAAAAUUCUACAUCGUGAUCUAAAACCCCAAAAUUUACUACUUUUCAAUGAUUGUCGUACAUUGAAAAUAUGCGAUUUUGGCACAGCUAAGGAAUUGGCUACCAAGAUGUCAAAUGGAGUUGGCACUGCUCGAUAUAUGGCACCAGAGGUCAGUAUAGAAAACUCCUACACUGAGAAAUGCGAUGUUUAUAGUUUCGGCAUCACAUUUUGGGAAGUAAUGUCAAAAAAGAAGCCAUUUUAUCACUUGGGAGAAACUGUCGACUUUCAUAUUCAAAAGAAGGCCAUAGAAGGCGACCGUCCACUCAUAAAUGACAUACAAAAUAUGGACAAAUCUGAUCUGAUAAUAAAACUUAUAGAACAGUGUUGGGAUGGAGAUUCUACGCAGCGACCAGCAAUGCAAGACGUUAUAAGAGAUAUACAUUUUUUGUAUUCAAAUAACAAAGAACACUUUAACAUGGAAGAGCUAACUUUAGAGGACCAUGACUCCUCUGAAAAUCUGAAAGUUUUAGGAAAUAUAGGUAUUUCCGCAUAUGAACAUGGCGCAACUCCAGAAGCUAUAACGCCAAAAGUUAUAACAACAGAGUACAUUGGCUCAGGAACAUUUAGUGACGUUUUUAAGGCAAUUUGGAGAACAGAAGAAGACGAGAAGAUAAUCGCAGUAAAAAUAUACAGGGGCAGAGUUUUAACAGAAUCAACAUUUGUUUCACGACUUCGCCAUAGGAAUAUAUUGACAUAUUAUGACAUAAGAACUAAUACAGAUCGCAGAACAUGUCUACUCUCGGAGUAUGCUGAUUGCGGAAAUCUCUAUAAUGCUCUACAUCUAGGUGAUUCUUCAUAUCAAAAUGCUUUAACAUGGAUGCUUCAAUUGGCCAAGGGUGUCGCAUUUAUGCAUCAACAAAACAUUAUUCAUGGCGAUCUUAAACCAAAGAAACUGCUUCUGUUUAACAAUUAUCAGACUCUAAAGAUUUCCUUAUCGGAUUUCAUAUGUAUUAAGCCUACAACAAUGACGAAAAUGGUUGGAGAGUCGUAUUACAUGGCACCAGAAAUUGUAGAAGGGUCGAAGUACACAGAAAAGUGCGAUGUUUAUAGUUUUGGGAUAAUACUGUGGGAGGUGAUUUCACGAAAGAAACCGUUCUACAAUCUGGAGAAUAAAACCAGUUACUUUAUUUUAAAUAAAGUAAUAGAAGGUCUGCGGCCUGAUGUGAAUGUUGUGAACGGCAUUCAACAUUCUGCACAGAUAAAAAUGUGGAUUACCAACUGCUGGGAUGCAGAUCCAGAGAAGCGGCCCACUAUGCAUGAGUUAAUGACGAAUUUUACACAUAUUGCAUAAAUAAAUAUUAAAAAUAUUAGUUUAAAUAUUUA
Drosophila sulfurigaster albostrigata is the source of this 1769-nucleotide messenger RNA. Its product is annotated as putative mitogen-activated protein kinase kinase kinase 7-like. The transcript has 9 exons. The record is from RefSeq and is a predicted model, not a curated record. Lineage: Eukaryota; Metazoa; Arthropoda; Insecta; Diptera; Drosophilidae. Gene Ontology annotation, molecular function: MAP kinase kinase kinase activity; magnesium ion binding; ATP binding. Gene Ontology annotation, biological process: protein phosphorylation; positive regulation of canonical NF-kappaB signal transduction; JNK cascade. Bases 16 to 1737 code for a protein of 573 amino acids.